Nicotiana attenuata is the source of this 936-nucleotide messenger RNA. RefSeq lists its product as uncharacterized. The coding region runs from base 1 to 936 and encodes 311 amino acids. The record is from RefSeq and is a predicted model, not a curated record. NCBI's taxonomy places the organism in Eukaryota, Viridiplantae, Streptophyta, Magnoliopsida, Solanales, Solanaceae. The transcript is spliced from 3 exons.
AUGGUAACUGUAAGGUCAGUUAUUGCAGUAGUAGCAUCAAAAGGGUGGAACAUAUAUCAAAUGGAUGUGUACAAUGCAUUUUUGCAGGGGGACUUAUAUGAAGAAGUGUAUAUGGAUAUGCCUCAAGGUUUUCAAGCAAAUCUAGGAAAGAGUUUCAUUUAUUUUGGAGGUGUAACACAGAAUGAUCAGGAUCUGAUGCUGAUGAAAUUGGGAUUCACAAAAGGAGUACUACUAUUCAAGUAUUUGGGAGUUCCUUUAUCUACUAAGAAGCUGACAAUAAUGCAGUGGCAACCCCUCAUUGAGAAGAUAGUGGCAAGAAUUACAUCACGGAUAACAAAAAAAUUGUCCUAUGCAGGAAGAGGUCAACUGAUAAGCAGUGUGUUAUUUGGUGUACAAUCCUACUGGGCUCAAUUAUUUAUACUACCAGCAAAGGUGAUGAAAGCAGUGGAAGAUUUCUGUAGGAGCUACUUAUGGACAGGCAACAAUGUCAUAACAAGGAAAUCAUUGAUCAAUUGGGACAGACAAAAACGACAAGAUGUAAAUAAAGUGGAUACAUACAUACUACAUAAAAGGGCAGCAGCUGGAGUACUUAACAAUGCCAAAACAAGCAAGCUGGAUGGUGAGGAAAAUUAUAGAGACAAAGAACAUUGUAGAACAGGAAAGUAUAAAUUUCUAUACAAACAAAAGUGUCAUCAAACAAAUAUAUCUUCACUUGCUGGGGAUCAACCUAGAAUACCAUGGAAAUGUUUGAUGUUUGGAAAUGCUGAAAGGCCAAAAACAAGAUUCACACUCUGGUUACAAAUGCUGAACAGACUUCUAACAGCAGAUAGAUUGAAUAAAUGGGGCAUGGAGAUUGAAUCAAGUGCAGUUUAUGUCAGAAAGCAGAAGAGACCAGGGAUCAUCUAUUUGUGGACUGUGAGUACAUGUAGGCAGUGA